CCAUUGCUUCUCAGGGAAGAGCAAUUGUUCAUCACAAAUCCAAAUCUUCCCUUCUUCCGUUUUACGAUCCCCCACCAGCCAAAAAUGGGCUCAAUUUCACCCGACUUCACUCCAACCACCCAAACAAACAUCUUCCGUUCCAAACUUCCGGCCAUCGACAUCCCCGACCACCUCCCCCUCCAUGACUACUGCUUCCAAAAGCUCCCCGAGAUCGCUGACCGCACCUGUGGCUCCACCGGCUCCAUUCUCUCCUACUCCGACGUCCACCUCCUCUCCCGCCGCUCGGCCGCUGGUCUCCACCGCCUCGGCAUCCGUCAAGGAGACGUUAUAAUGAUUCUCCUACCCAACUCCCCUUUUUUUGCCUUCGCUUUCCUCGGCGCCUCCUUUCUAGGCGCCAUGUCCACCACUGCCAACCCCUUCUACACUCCAUCCGAAGUCCACAAACAAGCCAAAUCCUCCGGCGCAAAGCUUGUUGGUGGAGAAGUCCAGAGUUACGGUCGCGCCGUUUGUGCCGCCGAUAGUAGCAGAGAUGGCGAAGAGUGAGGCCGUGGAUGGUUAUGACUUGUCGUCGGUGAGGAUGGUGAUGUCUGGAGCGGCGCCGAUGGGUAAGGAUUUGCAGGAUACGCUUACGGCUAAGCUUCCUAAAGCCAAGCUGGGACAGGGCUAUGGGAUGACAGAAGCCGGUCCGGUUCUCUCCAUGUGUUUGGCUUUUGCUAAGCAGCCAUUCCAGUACAAGUCAGGUUCAUGCGGCACCGUUGUUAGAAACGCUGAGCUGAAAAUAAUAGACCCUGAAACAGGCGCCUCAUUGCCUCGCAACCAACCUGGAGAAAUCUGCAUCAAGGGAAAGCAGAUCAUGAAAGGGUAUUUGAAUGAUGUGGAAUCCACAGAAGGGACAAUUGACAAAGAGGGCUGGUUGCACACAGGAGAUAUUGGAUAUGUUGAUGAUGAUGAUGAAAUCUACAUUAUUGAUAGACUGAAAGAGCUAAUCAAAUAUAAGGGAUUUCAAGUAGCUCCUGCAGAGCUUGAAGCACUGCUCAUCACCCACCCAAAGAUUGCUAGCGCAGCCGUUGUCUCGUUGAAAGAUGAUUUAUGUGGAGAACUUCCAGUUGCAUUUGUAGUGUUGUCAAAUGGUUAUGAAAUUACAGAGGAUGAAAUCAAAAAAUAUGUUUCAAAACAGGUGGUUUUCUACAAGAGGAUACACAAGGUUUUCUUUGUGAAGGCUAUUCCAAAGUCGCCAUCAGGCAAGAUAUUGAGGAAGGAUCUGAGGGCAAGAUUGGCGGAACUUGCACUGAAUGGUCAGACAUAGUCAUUGUUAUCUUGUUAUCAGUUUGAAACGUUGUUUAAAUCACCCUUAAGAUAUACCUGAAUGAGUAGAGGGAGAAAGGAGUCGGAAUUCAGCUUCUAUGAAAUCAGGAAUUUGUAUUUGCAAAUAUCAAAUAGCUAAAAAAGUUUUAAAUUUGGUGGUACACAUGCUUUGGUUUGUAUUUGAAAUGUUUUCCUCUUUUUUUUGUUUUUUUUUUUUGGUUUUGAAGAUAUGUAUUUAUGGUGCUAUAUUAAUGGACAUUAGAUACUUGAUUA
Molecule: messenger RNA, 1578 nt
Organism: Phalaenopsis equestris
Lineage: Eukaryota; Viridiplantae; Streptophyta; Magnoliopsida; Asparagales; Orchidaceae
Product: 4-coumarate--CoA ligase 1-like
Molecular function (GO): CoA-ligase activity
Source: RefSeq, a predicted model, not a curated record